UCGGGAAGUGGAGCCGGAGGAGGAGGGGCGAGGAGGCGAAGGGUGGGGAGAGGGGCGCCCCGCUUCCUCGCCAAGUGCCAGCCCUUGGAAGUAGCCCCCUCGGUUUUUAACCCUUUAGGGGGAAUGGGAAGGACGAGCUAGGGGGGAAGGGAACACCUCGGGGCAAACUCCUACUGGGGCCAAGACUUGCAGCUACCCACCCACCCAUCACUGCGUUCCCCACCCCCCGGAAAUGCGGGGCAGAGCUGGGAGCCUGUAGGCACCCGAACGGGGGAGGGAGGGCAACGAACCCGAGAGGGACCCUCUCCACGGACGGCCCCUCCUUCUUGAGGUCGCCGGCAAUUUCAAGUUUCCCCCGCCCGGGAUGUUAGUUUCCAUCUGCUGUGGGUGGGGGAGAAGGGACGCGCCCCCUCCCCCAGACUCGCGCGCGUGCCCCUCCCCUCCGCUCCUGCCAGCACUUUCUGCUCACUUCUGGCGCUGCAGAGCGCCACGCGAUUUAUUCGGUUCUCAUUUUUAAACCAGCGAUUUGGGAGCAGGGCCUAGGGCGAGGGUCUUCCAGCGCUGGAGCCCCGGGAGGCGGGGUGCUCGGUGCAAACCUCGUUCCCUCCGCGAGUGUCGCCUUCAGGCUGUUAUUUGCAAAGAAACGUCUUUUUGACGCAGGGAGAAAUGGCAAAUUUUAAGUACGUCAUUAAUAUGGCGCCAAAAGAUUUUUUUAAGUAUAAGCUUGCUUUUUUUUUUUUUUUAAGGUUGCGGGGGGCGCCGCCCGGGUCUGGGGCUCGAAGGGGGCGGGGUGUGAGCAGAAAGUGUGAGAGAGUGGAGGGGCGGGGUAUGUGUGUGAGUGUGUGAAGUGUGAGCAGACCUGAUGGGACUUGCACGGGCGCAGCCGCCGCUCGGGCCCGGCCCUGGGGACAGGGCGGGCUGGGGGCGCCCCAGAGCCCAUGGGGAGUCUGGGCCCGAGGUGCAGGCAGACGGGCAGCCGGGCAGAGCACCCUCCCCGCCCCCCCCCCCCCCCCCGAGGCCUGCAACCCUACCUGGACCCGCUGCCGGAGCCAAACAACCGGGCGGGGGGUGGGGCGGGAGACGGGGGGGGGGGUGUCAGGAGUGGAGAUCCGAGUGAAUAAGAAAAAAGUGGCUACUCCCCCUCCCUCGCUCCUCCCGCCCGCCCCCACCCCACCCCCACCCCAACACAUUUUUUUUCUAAAGAGAUCACAAGGAAGUCUUGGUUUAAAAAGAAACAGAAACAUACACAGGGGGAUUGGUGAAUGGUGCCGACCGCGGCCAUCGCAGUUGGAGGCUAUUUUUUUGGGAGGGGGGUGAGUAGCGUCCAUGGAGUUACUUUGUGCCCAUUCCUAGCGGCAAGGGCUUACGUCCAGCGGGCUGACCGUCCCCAGCAGGGGUGCGGGGCCGGGGACGCCGAGGGCCCGGCAGCCUCCCUCGCCGCGACCCCGGAUGGAUGCGCGCCCCCCGCCCGCCCGCGCCGGCCCCAGGAGCUCCGGGUUUCGGGAGCAUCCUUCCAGCGCCGGCCCCCGCCGCGGCGCGUAGUCCAGGGCAGCGCCCCUCAGAAGGGCACCGCGGAGGAAGAUGGAAGAGAAGAGGCGAAAAUACUCCAUCAGCAGCGACAACUCUGACACCACUGACACAGGAGAUCACAGCAUCUGGCCCUCUGUGGCCACAACCACACUGCCUGUGGCUUGUCUCAGUAGAGCCAAGAAGAACCGCAUCCUCCGCUUCUAACUCCAUUGCAGACGAAGGAACUCUUGAAGGCCAGGCACCUGCAAGAGUGGCUGUCUGGGCAGCUGCAUCACAGUUGGGCAAGGGUCACGCUACAUCUGCAUCAAGAUGCUCCAAACUGCCCAGCAGCACCAAGUCGGGCUGGCCCCGGCAGAACGAAAAGAAGCCCUCCGAGGUGUUCCGGACAGACUUGAUCACAGCCAUGAAGAUUCCAGAUUCCUGCCAGCUCAGCCCGGAUGACUACUACAUCCUGGCCGACCCAUGGCGACAAGAAUGGGAGAAGGGCGUGCAGGUGCCGGCUGGAGCAGAGGCCAUUCCAGAACCUGUGGUGAGGAUUCUCCCGCCGCUGGAAGGCCCCCCUACCCAGGUGUCCCCUAGCAGCUCUGAACUUGGUGAGGGCUCCCAGCCUGAUUGGCCUGGGGGCAGCCGCUAUGACCUGGACGAGAUUGAUGCCUAUUGGCUGGAGCUUAUCAACUCGGAGCUCAAGGAGAUGGAGAGGCCAGAGCUGGAUGAGCUGACGCUAGAGCGUGUGCUGGAGGAGUUGGAAACCCAGUGCCACCAGAAUAUGGCACGGGCCAUUGAGACACAGGAGGGGUUGGGCAUUGAGUAUGAUGAGGACGUCGUCUGUGAUGUGUGCCGUUCUCCCGAGGGCGAAGAUGGCAACGAGAUGGUCUUCUGUGACAAAUGCAAUGUCUGUGUGCACCAGGCAUGCUACGGGAUCCUCAAGGUGCCCACGGGCAGCUGGCUGUGCCGGACAUGUGCCCUGGGUGUCCAGCCAAAGUGCCUGCUCUGCCCCAAGCGAGGAGGAGCCUUGAAGCCCACCAGGAGCGGGACCAAGUGGGUGCACGUCAGCUGCGCUCUGUGGAUUCCUGAGGUCAGCAUCGGGUGCCCUGAGAAGAUGGAGCCCAUCACCAAGAUCUCACAUAUCCCAGCCAGUCGCUGGGCUCUGUCGUGCAGCCUUUGCAAGGAGUGCACAGGCACCUGCAUCCAGUGCUCCAUGCCUUCCUGUGUCACAGCAUUUCACGUCACAUGCGCCUUUGACCAUGGCCUGGAAAUGCGGACUAUAUUAGCGGACAAUGACGAGGUCAAGUUCAAGUCAUUCUGCCAGGAGCACAGUGACGGGGGCCCUCGGGGUGAGCCCACUUCUGAUCCCGUGGAGCCCAGCUCAGCUGGUGAGGACCUGGAGAAGGUGACCCUACGCAAACAGCGGCUGCAGCAGCUAGAGGAAGACUUCUACGAGCUGGUGGAGCCCGCUGAGGUGGCUGAGCGGCUGGAGCUAGCUGAGGCGCUGGUUGACUUUAUCUACCAGUACUGGAAACUGAAGAGGAAAGCCAACGCCAAUCAGCCACUGCUGACCCCCAAGACUGACGAGGUGGACAACCUGGCCCAGCAGGAGCAGGACGUCCUAUACCGCCGCCUGAAGCUCUUCACACACCUGCGGCAGGACUUGGAGAGGGUUAGAAAUCUGUGCUACAUGGUAACAAGGCGUGAGAGAACAAAACACGCCAUCUGCAAACUCCAGGAACAGAUAUUCCACCUGCAGAUGAAACUGAUUGAACAGGACCUGUGUCGAGAGGGGUCUGGGAAGAGAGCAAAGGGCAAGAAGAGCGACUCGAAAAGGAAAGGCCGUGAGGGCCCGAAGGGCAGCCCCGAGAAGAAAGAGAAAGUGAAGGCGGGGCCCGACUCAGUCCUGGGGCAGCUGGGCCUGUCCACCUCAUUCCCCAUCGAUGGCACCUUCUUCAACAGCUGGCUGGCGCAGUCAGUGCAGAUCACAGCAGAGAACAUGGCCAUGAGUGAGUGGUCACUAAACAAUGGGCACCGCGAAGACCCCGCCCCGGGGCUACUGUCAGAGGAGCUGCUGCAAGACGAGGAGACACUGCUGAGCUUCAUGCGGGACCCCUCACUGCGACCUGGGGACCCUGCCAGGAAGGCCCGUGGCCGCACCCGCCUGCCUGCCAAGAAGAAGCCGCCGCAGGACGGGCCUGGCUCACAGACGACUCCGGACAAAUCCCCCAAGAAGCCCUGGGGCCAGGAUGCAGCCAGCGGCAAGGGUGGUCAGGGCCUAGUGGCCCGGAAACCAACGCGGCGAACGCCUUCCCACCUGCCGUCUAGUCCCACAGCUGGGGACUGUCCCAUCCCAGCGGCCCCCGACAGCCCCCCCCCUCUGGCCCCCGAGACCCUGGACGAGGCAGCCCCAAUGGCUGCCGACUCGAAUGUCCAAGUGCCUGGCCCUACAGUGAGCCCCAAGCCCUUGGGCCGGCUCCGGCUGCCCCGAGAAAACAAGGGAACCCGGAGAUCGCCAGGUACCAGGCCUGAUGCUGGGACAGGACCGCCCUCUGCUGUGGCCGAGAGGCCCAAGGUCAGCCUACACUUUGACACUGAGACUGACGGCUACUUCUCUGAUGGAGAGAUGAGCGACUCAGAUGUGGAAGCUGAGGACAGUGGGGUGCAGCGGGCUCCCCGGGAAGCAGGGGCUGAGGAGGUGGUCCGCAUGGGGGUACUGGCCUCCUAAGUCACCCCCACCCUGUCCCAGGCCCUGCCCUGGUCCUCCCACGAGGCCUCAGCCCAGUCACAACUGCCAUUUCCAAUCUCUGCUGAGUGUCUCAGAUCCUUGAGACUGCCACUCUGUUGUGGUUUUAUUUUUAAUAUAGAGAGAGUUUUGAAUUCCACACUGUUGUCUUUCCUCUGUGCUGGCCUAGGACGUUAGAAUUCCUUCCACGGCUCUGGCCGCAGGGGCUCUAGCAGGUCCUGUGCCCCAUCCCUGCCGCGGCAGCACCCCGCCCCAGCCCACGCGGCAUUGCUGGGCUCCUGGCUAGAUGUAGGCGAGGCGAAGAAGAGCUCAGGACUCUAGCCCGCUGCCACUGGGUGACACAGACCGUCGUUUGGGCAUUAUUUCAUGGCAGAUGGGCCAGCCCAGGGCCUGCCCCGCCUUGCCCCCAAAUUCCACUGGGGUCCAUUUGGGGGGUCCUGCUGCACUCCACUGAUCCCCAAGGAAGUAUAAUAAGUGAUCCCCAGCCAGAGUCUACUCACUGUCACAAGCACAACGAGCUUAUACAAGAAAGCACUGAGGGGGCGCAGAGGGCCCGCUGGUUCCAGAGGAACCACCGCUGUUCCUGAUCAACCCACAUCAUCUGAGGCCUGCCCGCCCACCCCGCGACCCUCCACUCCCUUGCUGCUCCACCCCUGCCAGUGCCCAGCCCGGCGGCUCUGAGAAGGGGUUCCUAGAAUCCUUCCUGAGCUGUGCCAUUUACUCAGGGGACUCCCAAACAGCCAGCCAGCCGCCAGUGCCGGUGGAGGGCUGCAAGGGAGGGCCAGUGCCCAGACAGGGGCGUGGGGCUCAGACUCCCCCCACUUAGAGAAUUGCUCUGGGGCUCCAACUUCCUUCCUUCCUUUGGGGCCAGUCUCGGCUGACGUCUGGUCACUCCCAGACAGCUGACCUGACCAGACCAGACCGUUUGCCUUUUCAAAUUUUCCAGUCCUGCUAUGAGAUGAGCUUCUUCCUCGGUUUCCUUUUGGAAACUCCUCCUUCCAACAAGCAAGUGGGAUCCCGGGGCCCGGGGCAGGCCGUGUUGGCCUGCUGUGGCUUUCAAGUCUUGCUGGAUGUUCCUGGUUCCUCUGUCCCUGUGAGCCGUUACCCCCUUCCCUGGUUCUGCCCUCCCUACCCACCACCACCCACCCACCUUUUCUGUCCCAUCCCCUAGGUCCCAGGUAGUUGCUCUGAAGAGUGUCAGUGGAGUGGCCCCAGGGUGAUAGCUCAGGGAACAAACAAUAAAAGGAAUUCAGUGAAAACAUGGGUUUUUUUUGUUUUAUGAAUUACUCCUGGGUCACUUCCACCACUGGUGAAGCCAGAACUUCUCCGACAAGAAAUCUUGCAUAAGUCCAGUGAAUCAGUCGAAUCAUUCUGUGGAUGCCAAAGAAUAUUUUGACCAUAAUACAGCACAGCCUGGACCUGACAACUUGUCGCUUGGAUUUUUUUUUUUAACGGAGUUCUUUAGCAACAAAGUGUAGAGAGACAUGUUCAUUGUACACACCCAAGGAGAGGAGCCCAGGCUCUUGGAAGAAGAUGUUGUUUUGCUGCUGAACCGUUGGAAUUGGGACGCGGGAACCAGGUGUUGGGACUCCGGUCCUGGGCUGGGCCCACUGUGAGCUUUCCUAAACUCUGAGACUCACAGAGGGGAAGAACAGUGACAGCAAAACCAGCAUGGCAAAGGUCUUCACCAUGUGGUUCUCCACACACAAACACUCAACGUGCAAAUCGGCGGGAUGGGCAGCAGCUUGACCACCCACCCCUGACUCCAGAACUUCCAAGGUACGACAGUGGCAUUGUCAUCGACGCACGGUUUCAUGUGAAUUUUAGCAAAACGGGAAACAAAGCUAGGACUCAGUUCAGAAGAUCAGGCAAAUGUGUCCAGUUGGAGUGGACUCGGGGCGGGCUUCAAGGAUUCUGGGCGUUGGAAUGGCACAAGCUACCAUGUGGAAUUUAGUCUGCCUGCCGUCUUGGUAGUAACGGCCAGUGCAGUGUCCGCACCAGCGGCCCAUCCCCGUUCUCUGUUUACUGCCUUUGAACAGUCCUCCUUCCUUCCCCGUGCUUUGGGUCACAAUCUCGUCUGUGCCAGAUUGCCCAGUCUGACCUCACAGGGAACCAAGUGAGGAGCUUAAAGAACAACCAAACUCUGCCAGGGGGAGAGGUGGGGUGCCAGGAAUGGCUCCUGCCCAGUAGACUCCACGCUUGUCCCCCUCCCACCGCUUCAGGCAUACGGAGGCGAAGUCUGGGCUCCCUGGGGGCAGAGGCUAGGGCAGGAGGGCAGGAGAGAACACGGAAGGGAAUAUACUGCAGUGUGUCUGGCUGGGGUCAGGAAGGGCAGCCAGCACCCUUCAGGGGUACUCCACCCAAGUUGGCCUCUGGAUUCCCUUCUGUGUUGGCUCUUGCUUUGGACUGGACUAUCUCUGGGGCUGUGUCCUGCGCAGGGCUCAGGGAUCUGUUAGGCUAGCUGGUGGGGGAGGUGGGAGAACCUUAACUCCCAGACCUGGCCCUAGAGCUGUUCUUGCCCCGCAGCUGUCCACCUCUGGGAUGUCCAGCAAGACCACACAGAGGACAAGCAUACUGGUUCCCACCAUUAGCCACAGCCCUUUUCACUCUUUUUCCCAUCUCCUGUCCACAGUGUAGACAGCUUUGCCAACCCUGGGGUUGAGGCGGGAAGCAGGGAACGAGACAGAAGUCCUUUUGCAGGCCAGAGGCUGAGGCAGAUCUUUUGCUUGAGCACCUCUGCCCACCAUACUCACUGGCCCUCUCCCAGGAGGGAGAAGCUCCUAUUACUCCUCCUGGCUGCCAUCCACCCUUCUCCUGGUCCUGGCUGCACAGUCCUCCUCCUCAUCACAGCCAGGAAGGAUGAGGUGCAAGGAAAGUAUUUUUAUGGAUCACAAAUGUAUUUUAAAGUCAAUAAGGAGAAGAAAGGUAGAAGGGUUUGUUUUAUUAAAUGAGCUCUGACUUUGUGACAGUGUAUGAGCAUUUGCUAUGUCAGGGUCUCGGUUUCCUUAGAGAAGCCACCUGGGUUUCCGGACGUGGGUGCCAGUCUGUAGGUAUGCAUGUGCCAGGGCACGUCUCAUGUGUCCACAUACGUGCAUGUCUGCGUGUUGCGUUUGGGCAUAUUGUGGGACCUGCUGGGGCAAUUUCUAGAGCAUCGACUGCCCGAUGAUACUAACAGACAUUGGCAGCAGCUGAACUUGGCAUUUCCUUGCUCACUGCCAGAUGUGGCCAACCUCUGGCCAUGCCUGAAGCUCUGCAGAAUGGUCUGGAUGCCUGUACCAAGGCCCUUGGGGAGGCCACUUCCCAUGCCCCUGGCCCAGCUGGCCACAUUGGCCAAAGAGCCAGGGCUGGAGUCUGGGACUUUUGGUUGUUCUUUAAGGCACUUCCUGCCACCUUGUCCCUCAGAUGCACAACACUCUGUGCUCCACAAACGGCUCGGGGUGGGGGGAUGAUAUGAAUGUCACAGGAGGAGACACCUUCUGUCCUUGUUUCAAAGAAAGUGAUGUGCCAUUUGUUAAUAUACAAGAGAAAUAUUGAAAAUAUAUUGAAAAGAGCAAUUUUAAAUUAUUUUUGGCUUAUGUUGCAAUAUUUAUUUUCUUGUAUUAGAAAAGAUUCCUUUGUAGAGAAAAAAUGUAUUUUUCAUUAACGCAAAGACCUAUUUCUCCUUUUUGUACAUUGUCCAUGUUCGCUACCCUUAACGAGCAAUAGAAUGUAUGGCCGCUUUGCCGUGGCCAGUGCCCGCCAUGCCCUGCAUGAUUCUGUGUUGCCGCUGCUGCAUAGCUCCUAGUCCCAUCCUGUCCCACUCACUCAUGAGGGUUUCCAGACCCUGGCCCCAACCAGGGCCUGUGUCUCAAGGAGCCCUUUGCACUCCUCGUGUGUUGGCAAACGCAGUUAAUAAAGCAAUGUUUUCUGUG
This is a messenger RNA of Prionailurus viverrinus (fishing cat), 8172 nucleotides long. It is a transcript of the gene JADE2, whose product is annotated as jade family PHD finger 2. The coding region runs from base 1454 to 4243 and encodes 929 amino acids. Gene Ontology annotation, cellular component: histone acetyltransferase complex. The record is from RefSeq and is a predicted model, not a curated record. NCBI's taxonomy places the organism in Eukaryota, Metazoa, Chordata, Mammalia, Carnivora, Felidae. Gene Ontology annotation, biological process: regulation of transcription by RNA polymerase II. The transcript is spliced from 13 exons.